CCGCUCUCGGCUCAACCAACCUACCAACAACAAGUACAGUCCACUCUCUUCGUCUCUGGACAUUAUUCAACGCCGCAAGAUUUUCUGAUACCCCCACCCCCUCAUCGCACCAACGAACACCAUCAUGGCCGACAAGCUUCGAAACCAGCAGGAGCUCGAGCGCCUGCAAGCAAAGUUCCUUGGUACGGGCCAUCCAGACACCACGAGCUGGGAGUGGAGGACAAACAUUCAACGCGACACGUAUUCGUCCAUUGUUGGCCACCGCCCUCUGCUUGCCUACGUCGCCGUUGCCGAGAACGAGCCUAUUUCCAAGGUCCGCGCGAAACUGAUCCGCCAAAUGGUCCAGCCGUGCGGGCCGCCACCGCCACGAGAUGGCGAGGAACCGCUCCCCGAGAACCAGAACUAGGCGCGGGGUCAAUCACGAUCGCGACACCUCGAGGAUUGUUUAAAGAUGGCGUUAUGGAAGAUACCCAACAUGGUAUGGAACUUGGUCAUGCAUACAUCGAUACGUGGCGUACGUAGCUUUAGAGAUUAAUCGUCAUUAUUGGCUUGGUUUUGGUGCCUUUUCUCUUGAGACUUAGUCGUCACCACCCGUCUCGGCCGC
Molecule: messenger RNA, 604 nt
Organism: Purpureocillium takamizusanense
Lineage: Eukaryota; Fungi; Ascomycota; Sordariomycetes; Hypocreales; Ophiocordycipitaceae
Exons: 3
Coding region: 125-406 (93 amino acids)
Biological process (GO): mRNA splicing, via spliceosome
Cellular component (GO): precatalytic spliceosome; U2 snRNP
Source: RefSeq, a predicted model, not a curated record